Messenger RNA from Blepharisma stoltei, 4429 nucleotides. NCBI's taxonomy places the organism in Eukaryota, Ciliophora, Heterotrichea, Heterotrichida, Blepharismidae. The record is from the annotation of a GenBank genome assembly.
AUGGUAAAAAUUCGUGCAUUUCAUGGGUACGUUGCUGACCAAGGAAUAGCCCACAAGCUAAUUGCUCCACCUUAUGACGUUCUUGACAGUGACGAAGCUCGUGCAAUGGCUGAAGGCAACCAAUAUUCUUUUUUGCAUUGCAAUAAGCCAGAAAUAGAUCUUCCUCAUGAUGCCGAUCUAUAUUCUGAAAUUGUCUACCAAACAGGCCAUGACAAUUUAAAGAAAUUUGUUGAAAAUGGCUGACUAAUUAAAGAAGAAAGCGAAAUUAUUUAUGUCUACGCAAUUACCAUGCAUGGAAGAACACAAUACGGAGUUAUGGCUGGAGCAUCGGUUAAAGAUUACGAGCACAACCGCAUCAAAAAGCAUGAACUUACCCGAAAAAAGAAAGAAGAAGACAGGACUAAACUCACAGACACCCAAGGUGCCAAUGUUGGUCCUGUAUUCCUUACUUAUGAAGCAGUAGAUGAGAUUGAUGCCCUCGUCAGAAAUGUUGCUGCAAGAGCUUCAUUUAUAGAUACAACGACUGAGGAUGGAAUAAGGCAUGUCUUAUGGAAGUGCACAAUAGAGGAAUCUCGGGAAUUAGUUGAGCUUUUUAAGUCUAUUCCUCAUACUUAUAUUGCUGAUGGACAUCAUAGAGCUGCUUCAGCCUUCAAUGUAGGGAAAAUCAGACAAAAAAGAGCUGAAGAAAAAGGAGAAAAACCAGCUAAAAGCAGCAAAUAUUUCUUGGCUUUGCAUUUCCCACAUAAUCAGCUUAAAAUUUUUGAUUAUAAUAGAGUUUUGAGAGAUUUGAAUGGAUUGACUGCAGAGCAGUUCUUGACAGCUUUAAGAGAAAAUUUUGAAUUAUAUGAUAUACAAGAUCCUCAUCCUCCUGCAAAGCAUCAUUUUUCGUUGUACCUCAAUGGGAAGUGGAUUGGUUUUAAAAUUAAACCAGAAAAAAUUGUUGGAGGUGACCCAGUAAGCAAUUUAGACUCAUUUUUAUUGACUAAAUUAUGCUUACUCCAUGUGAGCAAACAAAAAAUUUUAUUAUAUAAAAAAUUAUUAAAAAUAUUUUGAUAUUAGUAUUCAAUUUUAAUUUAUUUUUUAAACAGAAAUUAAAAAAUUAAUCGGUUCAAUCUGAAAAAUGUUUUAAUUGCAUUCUAACUGCAUUUAUUUUCAUUAAAUUAAGUCAAAAUUAAUUUAUUUUCAUCUUUAAAAACAUUUUAAAAUUUUAAAAAAUAUAAGUUAAGCAAAAUACUUUGAAUUUUAUUUGUUUUAUGAAGAAUUAAAUAAAAAAUUAAUCGAUUCAGUGUGAAAACUGUUUAAAUAGCACUCUAGCUAGUUUGAAAAAUAAUAAAUUUUAUAAAUUAAAUUAACCUUUACUUUCUCAUUUUUGAAAAAAAAUAACCCAAGCUCAUGGAGGGAAGAGUUAGCACCAAUUUUGGAAAUAGAAGAUUUAACCACAAGUGAAAGAAUUGAUUUUGUUGAAGGAUAAUUAAAUACGGCGUCUCAGCAGGUAUAUAUUUGAUUAAAUUCGGCAAAUCCAGAAAUUGACAGCAACGAUAGUUAAGCAAUUCCAGCAGUGUUAAGAAGUCUGCUUUCAGAUUUAUUUUACCUUAACUCCCCCCCCCCCCCUCCGUGAGCGAACAAAACCAUUAGAAAAAUCGCCAUUUUUUGACCAAAAAACCCACCCUCCGUGAGUGAACAAAAAUUUUUUUUAAUAGAAAAAAUUUUAAUGGAAAAAAAUUUUGAUAUAUAAGUGAUAAUUAGUAUAAUGAAAUCUAGAGCUAAUUCUGUUUAAUUUUAAACAAAUUGCGUUUUAAAACAUAAAUUUUGCAAAUUAAAUUAAUAUUUGCUUCCCAAUUUUUGCAAAUUAGGAUUUUUUUAAAUUUUCGAAAAAAAUAUUUUUUAUAAAAUUUAUAUAUAUAAAUUUUUUUUAAAAAAAAAAAUUAACCCCCCUCCGUGAGCGAACAAAAUUUUUUUGUUCGCUCACGGAGGGGGGGGGGAGUAAGGAAAAGGAGGGGUAGAGCUAGAAAUGGGGAGGCUCAGCACGGUCUGCAGGUAAUGCCGAGGCCAAUCGGACAAAUCUCUAGUUACGCCCCAAUCUCUUUUGCUAAAAGUGGACUAGAAAUUCCAUUUUUUUAGGAUUUCUAUGUCAAUAGCCUUUUAUUCAGCCCAAGCCACAGGAGUUCAUAGUCCACUCAGUGCUGGAGCCACAAGGCAAAGAGGAGAGUGCAGUAGGAAGAGCAAAGACUUCGAAUAUCCCAUGACCUUCCAAGAUGGUACCGAUCUUUUUCUCACAGGCUGAAUCAUCUUAACCUGGCCAGACCGGCCAACGGAGCCGCAAAGCGGAUGAAUCCUGACAAGUCCUUGGUGACUGCAUUACCACUAAUCUGAAGCAAAUUUAUAAUCAAAAUAAGAUUUUGUUGGAGGAAUUAGAGGUUUAGAGGAGCUCGAAAAAAGAUGUGGAAAUGUCAAGCCAUUGACCUGGGAACAGAUAACACUGAACAUUUUCCACGAAAUCAAUGACGCAAGAACCAAUCCCCAAAAAUUUGCAGAAAGGAUUGAGCACACCCUCAAAAGCUAUAAAGAAAAUAGAUCAAAGCAUAGAGCUGGGUCAGUCCCUAUAAUGACUAGAGAAGGUAUCAGUGCUGUCAUAGAAGCCAUUAAUGCACUCAAAGCAUCUGAACCUUUGCAUGCUUUAUCCUGGUCUGAAGGUCUUGCUAAGGCAGCUCAAGCUCAUUGCAAUGAUUCUGGAUCGCUUGGAAUUAUUGGUCAUGUCGGAUCAAUGGAAAAUAACCUUCAGGACCGUGUCGAAUACUUCGGAAGAUGGUCCGGAAGUGUCGCAGAAGCUUUAGACUAUACUUCAGUCGAUGGCUUUGAAGUUGUAUGUGCAUUUUUAAUUGAUGAUGGCCUACCUACUCGUCCUCACAGACACGCAUUGCUUAACCCAGAUUUCCAUAAGGUUGGCAUUGGAUCUGGCCCUCAUUCAGAAUAUAAGACUACAUCUAGCAUAAUUUUUGCAGGAGAUUUUCAUGAUAGUGCUGAAUCUGAUAGUGUAGAAGUCCCUGGGGGCGCUCCAGAACUAGCUGAUGAAGUUUAUAAUUGGCUUGAUGGAGCUGUUAAAGUGACUUGCAACUUGAGAACUGAAACUGUUGGAGGGAAAACGAGGAAAAUCAUGAAGAAGAUUUGGGAAAUGUCGGAUGGGACUGAACAGAUCACUGAAAAUGAAGUGAAGGAGGAUAACGGACUUGUGAAAAAGGACUGUGUAGCUGCUAUUGCACUUUAUCCAGUUCAGGUUGAAGAAGUGAUGGCUAUUGCAGAUGCAGGCCAGAUUAUGCCGCCAAAAUCGACGUGGUUUGAACCAAAGCCAAGGUCUGGGAUGGUGGUGAAUAUAUAGCCUUUACCCAUAUAUAGAUUUCUUUAUCGAGCAAGUUAAAAUAGAUGAGGAAAGACCUUGAAGGAUUCUAUCGAAGGGACGAGCUGGGAUCCCAUGGCAUGAAGGACUGAAAAGUGUCAAAAAUGGUUGACAAGAGGGUAUAGUUGGCAGCCAAACCCGCCAAUUUUUAAAAUGGCCUUAUUAUUAUAAUUAAUUUUUAAAUUAAGAUUCCUUUUUUAAACUUUGAUAAGUAUCUUACCAACUUUUUUCUGUUUUCUGUAGAAUUUAGGCUCAAGUAAGUAAAUGCAGUGGGAUAAUCAUUUAUAAAAAGGGUAUCCUUUCUUAAGAGGCCUCUAAGAAUAUUUACACAUUUAUACUCAUAUAAAAAAUCGAAUUAAAAAAUCAAAAGCUUUAAUUUGAUGUGUAUUUUAGCGGAAGGAUAGAAUCUUAAAAAAAUGCCAAUUUGUUAAUGAAAAUUGGAACUCUUAUCUCUAAAGUCUGUAUUGAAGAAUUUUAUAAAAAGAAUAAAGAAUAUUAAUCUGCAAUUUUCUAAUAAAAAUUUGGAACUCUUAUUUCUAAAGUCUGUAUUUUAAAGAAGUCCAUUGUAAGCCUUUAGAAAAAAAAUUUUAAAAUUUUAUAUAUGAAUCUUAAGAAUUUCAUGAGCAAUGAACUUCCUUCAAUACGAACUUUUAUAAAUAAGAGUAGUAAUUCUUCAUCCACAAAUUGGUAUUGUUUUUAUAAAAUUCUAUCCUUUUACUAAAACGCACAUUGACUUGCAAGCUUUGAUUUUUAAUUAUGAAGCUAUAUUUAAUUUUGCUAAAUACUGUCUUUAAGAGAUUUCUAAUUUAAAGAUUAUAUUUUAGUAAUAAGGCCAUUUUUAAAAAUUGGCGCGUUUGUUUGCCAACUUGAUUCAUACUUGCCAACCAUUUUUUGAUAUGCUACUUUUCAGUCCAUUAUGCCACAGAGAUCCAGCUUAGCUCUUUGAUAGAAUCCUUCAAGGUCUUUUCCCAUCUAUUUUAAUUUUCUCGUAGAGAAAUCUAUAUAAGGGUAUGGGCUAUAUUUAAGGAUGAUUAA